Porites lobata is the source of this 800-nucleotide messenger RNA. The record is from the annotation of a GenBank genome assembly. NCBI's taxonomy places the organism in Eukaryota, Metazoa, Cnidaria, Anthozoa, Scleractinia, Poritidae.
AUGUGUCCAAGUAAUGAAUGGGGAGACAACAACUGUGGCCAUCAUGAAGAUGCAUCUGUCGUUUGUACAGGUUAGAUAGUAUUAUGAACUAGUCCACUAACUAUGAAAACGAAAAUUCUAGCCUUGCUAAAAUUUUCGUCUUCAUUUCAUUGACAAGCUGUCGAGUUUUGGGAUAUUAGCUUCGUUAUCAACAUUAUAUUGCAUCCGUCGGCUUCCGCUGAAACUCCUCGACCAGCUUCUGAAUCAAAUUCUCAACUCAGCCAUUGCAACAAACCGGUCUUACACCCCAGGUCCAAUAUAUUUCGGUAUUAUGUCGGGAAAUUGUAACUUCUUAGAUCUCACAGCUGAGUGGAGGCCUGUUCUUGGGGUCAUAGAAUGUUUAGCGUAUUACUUUCCUCUGUUGGUACGGUGGCAUUGCUCCCUUAAAUGUUCCCUACGUAAGUCUCUGUUGGCGUUUUUCCAACCAUGAAAUCUAUGAAACAUGCCGCACGGGUGCCCCAAGAGUAGUGUGCCGAGAUUGCAUGGAAAUACAAUAUACGUCAAAUUAAGAAACUAAAACGGGUAAAAGUUAUUAAUAAAGCCGUAUAAAUAUUGUUACCCGGUGUACGAAGUUUCAUAGUCUUAUUUGAGUUGAACUGACUGUUCAACCGGUCGUCGAUAAACAGGUCUCAAUUUUGAGUGUUGUGCCAAACGUUUGAAAAGUUAUUCCCCAAUUUGUGACCUUUUCUUUUUUUUCCCCAGAUGUUCUAGGACAAUGGCUGCUGAAUGGCCAAGAGCAUGAUAUAAGGUUGGCUGGUUAA